UUUCACUCAUAAAAUCUCCUUUUCCCUUUUCAAUUCAUAAAAAAAUCCAAUCUUUACAUUUGCUGCGCCUUUUUUCUCUCGCUUUUGAGAGAAGCAGCCAUGGAUACAGCAUUGACGGGGCCAGAGCCCAUGGAGGCGAAGGUAAAGAUGGUGAAAUCGAUGGUCGGCUCUGAGGUGUCGGAACCCGACGUCCUCAAAGCUCUGUCGCUCUCCAACAACAACGUGCGCGAAGCCGUCGAUGUCAUCCUCGAUUCGCUGCAUCCGCAUUUAGCAGCGCGGGAAACUCUCACUUCCACCGGUGGGAGAAGAGUUCAGGUGAAUUCAUCGCGGGAUUUUGGGGAAGGGGUUUCUGUGAAUGUGGAAAAGAGGGACUGUGGCGUUGUUGAUAAAUGUGAUGCGGGUGUUGUGAGGGUGAAAGAGGAAAUUGAUGUGGGGGUUGCAGAGGAAAAGAGGGGGUUCAGUGAUGAGAAAAGGGCUGAAAUUAGGGUUAAAGAGGAGCCUAAUGUGGCCAUAGAUGUUAGUAUCGGAAGGGGUGAAAGGGAAGGGAGUGUUUUGACAAAAUGUGAUGCAGGUGUUGGGGCGAUGGAGUUUCUGAAAGUGAAGGAAGAACCUCAUGUGGGUUUUGUGGAAGGUGAGGUUUUGAAAGUGAAAGAAGAACCGGAUUUGGGUUUCGGAGACGAAAAGAAAGAUCAAAGUUGUGAUGAAAAGUCACUGGUUUUGGUGGGAAAAGUUGAAGAAGAGGCUAGACACGAGCCGAGUUCGGUGAUGGCUGCGAUUAGAGUGAAGGAGGAGGGGCAGGCUGAGUCAGAAGUAACUGUAACGAGCCGGUUGAGACCGGAGUGGGAAGUGAAGGAGUUGGUCAGUGUUCAGCCGCUUAGUGCGAGAAAAUUGUCCGAUGAUGAAUAUAAAAAGAUGCAACCGGGAUGUGAUGGCCACAGGGCUAAAAAGGCGAGGACGCAGGAGAAUGCCUUGAGUGCUGUGGUGAUCGAGGAUGGUGAUUUUCCGGAGGAGCUGGGGUGGUUGUUGGUUGGGAGGACGGUGGUCACGGGGCUGUCAACGACAAAGGGCAGGAAAUUGGAGAAUAAUGAGAUUGUGCAUUUUAUGUUUCCUGGACCUACCACAAAAACUAAGCUUAGCACCCAUUUUAUGAGUUCAAAGGCUGCUCAUGCUGUCUCCAGCAUUGUUCGUUUCUCGACAAAGAGAUAUGGAGAGAUUGGUCGUUUGCCAAUGGAAUGGGCAAAGUGCCUUAUUCCACUUGUAAAUUCAUCAAAGGUGAAGGUUCUUGGCCGUUGUGUUGCUGCUCCAGUUAAUCUUUGCAUGAUGCAAGAGAUUAUGUUGUAUGUGAGCUUUUAUAUUCAUGAAUCUGUCUUUUCGGAAGUUGAUAAGUCAUGGAAGCUUGAGGCUACAAAUAUUGACACCACCAUUUAUCCUCUCUUGAAGUUGUUUCAACUGCUGAAAGUCAGGCCAUUUCAAAAGGCACAGUUCACACCAGAAGAACUUGACUCCAGAAAGCGCUUACUACAAUUAGAUGAUGAUCCAGAUAAUUCUGCAUCUCUGUUGCCUUCAUUGAAGACAAGAAAGGGCUCUCAAGAUCAAAAGAUCCACGAAAAUCAUGAGCAAGUUAUUACAGAAGCAUCCUUGAAUAGGCUUGUUGGUGCUGUAGAUACCUAUAACUUACAGGAGAUGGAGCCUGCCGAGACUCUAGCUUGUGAUUUGAGGCCAUACCAGAAGCAGGCUCUUUAUUGGAUGUCUGAAUUGGAGAAAGGUGUGAAUAGCGAGGAAUCAGAGAAGACACUUCAUCCAUGCUGGGCAGCUUAUCGUGUGUGUGAUGAGAGAGCUCCGGAGAUUUACGUGAACCAAUUUUCUGGGGAAGCAACCACAGAAUUUCCAACUGCCAUGCAGAUGGCCAGAGGAGGGAUUUUGGCAGAUGCAAUGGGACUUGGGAAGACUGUAAUGACAAUUGCUCUGAUACUAUCAAGAAGAGGACAUGGCAUCCCAGAUGGCCAAAUGGUUGUAGCUGAACGGGGUUCAAAUGAUAGCAAUAAUAGCCAUAUUAGUUCUAACAGCCUGAGGAGAAAGAGAGGUGGCACCCUAAUUGUUUGUCCGAUGGCUUUACUUAGCCAGUGGAAGGAUGAGUUUGAAGCCCAUUCGAAACCAGAUAGCAUCACAGUCUUCAUUCAUUAUGGUGGGGACAGAACUAGUGACCCUAGGGUGAUAGCAGAAGCUGAUGUUGUCUUGACAACAUAUGGUGUACUGACUGCUGCGUAUAAAAGUGAAAAUACGAACAGCAUUUACCACAGAGUAGAAUGGCAUCGUGUGGUUCUAGAUGAAGCUCAUACAAUCAAAUCAUCCAAGACUAUAGCUGCUAAGGCUGCAUUUGCAUUGACCUCAUAUUGCCGCUGGUGUCUUACUGGCACUCCACUUCAGAACAAUUUGGAAGACUUGUUCAGCCUUUUGUGCUUCUUACAUGUUGAACCAUGGUGCAACUGGGCCUGGUGGAACAAGCUGAUUCAGAAGCCUUAUGAUAAUGGUGACAUGAGAGGGUUGCAAUUGGUGAAAGCAAUCCUCAAACCCCUUAUGUUGAGGAGAACAAAGGAGUCUAAGGAUAAACAUGGAAGGCUCAUACUUGUUCUACCACCUACUGAUGUCCAAACCAUCGAGUGUGAACAAUCUGAAGCCGAGCAGGACUUUUAUGACGCUCUUUUCAAGAGAUCUAAAGUACAAUUCGACCAAUUUGUUGCUCAAGGAAAGGUUCUCCAUAACUUUGCGAAUAUUCUCGAGCUGCUACUUCGGCUGAGGCAAUGUUGCAACCACCCUUUCCUAGUUAUGAGUCGAGGUGAUACAGAAGCAUAUGCAGACUUGAACAAACUGGCAAGGAGGUUCCUCCAGUCUCAGUCUGAUGGAGGCUCUGGAACUGGUCCUUCUCGAGCUUAUGUUGAAGAAGUUGUGGAGGGUAUUCGCAAUGGUGAAAAUACCGAAUGCCCCAUUUGCCUAGAGUCCUCAGAUGACCCAGUGUUAACCCCCUGCGCGCAUAGGAUGUGUAGGGAGUGCCUUCUCUCUAGCUGGAGGACUCCAGCUGCCGGGCUCUGCCCCAUAUGCAGGCAGGUGAUCAGUAAAGCUGAUCUGAUCACAUGCCCAUCUGGAAACAAAUUCAGAGUUGAUGUUGAGAAGAACUGGAAGGAAUCUUCAAAGAUAACCAAACUCUUGCAGUGCUUAGAAGAUAUACGCAGCUCGGGUUCCGGUGAAAAGAGCAUAGUAUUCAGCCAGUGGACUUCGUUCUUGGAUCUCUUGGAAAUUCCACUCAAGAGGAAGAAUAUCAAAUUUUUGAGGUUUGAUGGCAAGUUGGCGCAGAAACAACGAGCGAAGGUCCUCCAUGAGUUUGCUGAGACUACUGAAAAAACAGUACUGUUGAUGUCGCUUAAAGCAGGUGGUGUGGGUCUGAAUCUGACUGCAGCUUCAAAUGUAUUCCUAAUGGAUCCAUGGUGGAAUCCUGCAGUAGAGGAGCAAGCAAUCAUGCGAAUUCACCGGAUUGGCCAAAAGCUGACUGUUCGUGUUAGAAGAUUCAUUGUCAAGGACACUGUGGAGCAGAGAUUGCAGCAAGUUCAAGCAAGAAAGCAACGGAUGAUCGCUGGAGCACUGACCGAUGAAGAAGUCCGAUCAGCCAGGAUUGAGGAGCUUAAGAUGCUCUUUAGAUAGAUUUAUUAAGUCAUAUAUUUGUGUAUCCCUGUAGUUCCUCCAUUAAGUUAGUUUUGGAUAUUUGAGGGAAACAUGUGUUUUUGUAGAGGGUACACAAUUUCUCUAGCAUGUUUUGUAUAGCAUCUGCCAUCUAUCUACCUAUCAAAUUUAAUGUUA
This is a messenger RNA of Salvia hispanica, 3852 nucleotides long. RefSeq names its product Helicase protein with RING/U-box domain-containing protein. The record is from RefSeq and is a predicted model, not a curated record. Gene Ontology annotation, cellular component: nucleus. NCBI's taxonomy places the organism in Eukaryota, Viridiplantae, Streptophyta, Magnoliopsida, Lamiales, Lamiaceae. Gene Ontology annotation, molecular function: ATP binding; hydrolase activity, acting on acid anhydrides, in phosphorus-containing anhydrides; protein binding. Gene Ontology annotation, biological process: DNA repair.